Messenger RNA from Baudoinia panamericana UAMH 10762, 1905 nucleotides. RefSeq lists its product as uncharacterized. Lineage: Eukaryota; Fungi; Ascomycota; Dothideomycetes; Mycosphaerellales; Teratosphaeriaceae. The annotation marks the transcript as partial. The record is from RefSeq and is a predicted model, not a curated record. The transcript has 2 exons.
GAGAGCUCGAAGAGCAUAAGUGAAGCAAUACGCUUGGCGAGAUCUCGUGAAGAGCAGGAGACUCUACUCGGUGAUGAGGAGCAAGCAGAUGAUGAUGGCUGCUACCCGCCCAGGAAAACGGAUGCGCCUAGGACACCGAAUCCGCACAGCUCCUUGCCCGUGUAUACAACGAUACACAAGAUCCGGCGGCUGAUCAUUGCGAGCAUUGACGAUCCAUAUUCACUCGAGCAGCUUAAAAGUCCUCGCAUCAAUGUGACCGUUGUUCGUCCGCUUGUCGAGCACCUGUAUGAUCCCGAUGACGUAUCCAUGGUUUAUUGCCUGCUCGUCAACAGGAUGCAGUUUCUCCGAGAGCAGUCGUAUCAGGCUCAUCACCAGACAGUCAACAACACCCGUGCCAGUGUGUGCGAGCUGAUUGCAAGCCGUGUGCUACGCCGAUUCGAUGAAGAUCAUGAAGGACGACCGGGAUUACUGAUGUUGGCAAACGUGCUCGUCGCGGGCUUCGAGCCCUUUCAGAAUGCUCCGCGCGAAGUGUACGAGCAGAACCAGUCCGCUCUGCAUUGGACAGUUCGGUGGAAGUUGGCCCGACCGGAGUACGAGAAAAUGCUUACGGCUCUGGAGGUGGCUAUCGUCUCUGAAGCGAAGACUUUCUUGAGCACCUCAGCCUGCCAAAAGAUCGUUGAGAACGUAUACCGAGGUCGGAUCAUCUACACUCCAACAAGCUUCAUUGACAUCUUGCCGGACCACUACAAGAAUCGAGGCAUCUCAAUAUACGACCCGAGAAGAGCGCCGUACCUUAACCAAUACCGUCUGAUUGUGCCACGAACGCGUAACAUUAUCGAAGGCUGUCAGUUCGUUGUGCUCCUGGUGUUGUACUUCUUAAUGAUGGCGAACAAAGCCCAUACCAUUGGCCCUUCGCACCUCAACUUCACCAUUUACGAGCUCGUCUUCAACGUGUACGCUCUUGGCUGGGUGCUGGACGAGAUAGCAGCCAUUCUCGAACACGGUUGGUCGGUACAUACGGAAAACUUGUGGUCCUUCCUUGACAUUACUUUUGUGGUCAUUUUCUGGUGUUACUUUGGCGUUCGCAUGCAUGGCAUUGCGAUCAAAGGUGCCCAUACCGCCAAGCUUGCGAACGACAUACUGUCAAUGGCGGCGCCCAUCCUUCUACCAAGACUUGCUUUCUGUUUGAUGCCAGAGAACAUGUUGUUCAUCUCGCUUCGAGCUAUGAUGGCUGAUUUCGCCUUCCUGACAGUUCUGGCAGCCUGGUGCUUUGGCGGCUUCUUGCUCGCCAUGCGCUGGUUGAGCGAGAGUCAAGAUGGCUAUAUUCGACACAGCAUCGGCACCAUCUCCAAAUGGAUGCUGUGGAUCUGGUUCGGCUUAGACGGGACAGGUAUUCAGCGCUCGGCUGAAUUUCAUGUCAUACUCGGUCCAACCCUAAUGGUUACCUUCGCCUUCCUUGGCAACACAUUGUUCCUGACUAUCUUGGUUGCAAUGCUGAGCAAUACGUACACCAAUCUCGCCCAGAACGCUACGGCUGAGAUACAGUUUCGUCGCGCCGUGCUUACCUUCGAAGGCGUCAAGUCCGACGCGAUCUUCGCCUACCGUCCGCCUUUCAACGUGAUCGCUCUCGUUGUCCUGCUGCCGCUUAAGUGGGCGCUUUCACCUCGCUGGUUCCACAAGGUCAACAUUACCGCUGUCCGCAUACUAAAUGCGCCGAUACUAUUCAUUGUUUCGCUCUAUGAGCGCCGCUAUCUCUGGAAGCGCUCACGCUUCAUUUCGCCACCACGCAAGCACAAUUGGCUCAAGGCAUGGGAGCGCUUUGGAGCACAUGGCGACAUCCAGGCGGUGUUUGACACGGACCCUCCGCAGAGCGUAAUAGAUGAAAUGGACGACGUAGAUGACAUA